AUGUAUGCCCUGAAGCGGAUGUGGCGCGAUGAAUCGCUCGACCUGGAGGCUGACCUGAGGUCUAGUAAUCUACCUGAUGGGUCUCCCGUUCUACAUAUUGAGGGGUCCAGAGAUGCUUAUCCUCGUGACGAGACUCUCAACGUGAUCCGGCGAGGCAUCACGGCGAAACCAAAGGAUUCGGAACCGGGACAGGACGACAAUCGGAAGAAAAAGAAGAAGCUUGCAAACGACGUGAAUGUGGACGACCAAAACGUGUCCAUAUUUCCGUGGACGUACACCCUUAUGACGACGCGUGGUCUUGUCCUUAAAUGUUUCAAUAAUGCCCCUCUUCUCGUGAGCGCCAUGCGCGAUGCCAUCGAAGGGCAUAGAGACCUGUGGUUCCGUGGCGUCCUGCAUAGGGAUAUCAGCCCAGGAAAUAUCAUCAUUACACCCGUUAAGUCGGGGUGCCUGGUCGAUCUUGAUCACGGGAAGGGAUUCAAGAAAAUGAUUGACUGUCCUGCCCCGCGGAAUGAUAUCACACAAAAGAUACCCGACUACAUCACCACCGUGCCUGGUCCCGAACAUAGCUCCUGGCCUGAUACGGACGAUGGAUCGGAAGAUUGUCUUAUGCGCACGGGUACAAAGUCGGUCAUGAGCGGGGAACUUAUCUCUCCUGCCAGAGCACCAUACCACCCCGGCUUCAAUCGUUACGUCGUCGUACAGGGUGUCAUCCAUGACAUCGAAUCUUUCUUUUGGGUUCUCGUUUACCUCUGCCUCACACGCACAGGUAAAGGUCAAUGGCGCGACGAACUGCUCAAGGAUCCGCCCGAGGACGACGUCGCGAAAAAGAUUCUGCAUAACAUCGUUUACUGUUUAUACGACUCGUCGGAGGAGGCAGUGUUGAAGGACAACAAAGCUGCCCUGUUUCUGAUGCCUGACCACAUGGAGAACCACAUCGUUAAAGCCUUCCAUCCCGACCUGAUAUGCUUGCAACCGCUCGUGCUGAGUUGGUGGAAAUUGCUCGUUUUCUCGUACAGGACGUACAAUGAUCUUACACCGGGAGUUAUACACGCGCAAGUUCUCAAACUUUUCGACGAGGAAUUGAAAGGUAUCAAACAGCAAUUCGAGGCGCAAACGCUUGAUGCGGCUCGCUCUAGCGCAGAAAGCCAGCCGGCAUCCGCAUCCGAGGGGCGCGUCGGCGAUGGCUCGCGAACGACGGCUCCAGAAUUCAACAUCAGCCCCCCCAGGCCGAAGGCAAGACGCACAUCGCGGCGGUAUAACGGGGAUCCUCCACCGGAUCCGUUCGACGUGGUGUCUGACCCCAAUACACGAUCCAAUACCGGCUCUCACACCCCUGCGCCCAAGAGGGCGAGAUUGGAGGACAAUUAA
Molecule: messenger RNA, 1368 nt
Organism: Punctularia strigosozonata HHB-11173 SS5
Lineage: Eukaryota; Fungi; Basidiomycota; Agaricomycetes; Corticiales; Punctulariaceae
Exons: 6
Coding region: 1-1368 (455 amino acids)
Biological process (GO): protein phosphorylation
Molecular function (GO): protein kinase activity
Source: RefSeq, a predicted model, not a curated record